AUAAUACUUAGCGUUCAAUAAUACCAAUUUAUUCAAAAGGCUGUUCAUUGAAUAGAAAAUGUUCAUUGUAUCAUCAGACAUUCUAUAUCAAUUAUGAGUUUGUUGUUUUCAACGACGCGUUGCAGGUUUCAUGGCAUGAAUAUUAAGAAGCCGGAAGAAUUGUUCCCUCGUUGUGUUCUACUCCCAAGAGAGAGAGAGAGAGAGAGAGAGAGAGAGAGAGAGAGGAAGGCAGAGAGAAAGAGAAUAAGAAAGCAAGAAGAAAAAGGAAAAGAUUUCGUGUCCGUUAACGCUCAAAGAGUUAAUUUAAUUAAGAAGGAAUGCUAUUCCGAAGGAAAACGUUAAAGAAAAAGUGAGUUUAACAUCGUUCCUUAAGACUCCAUUCUAAUUGGUUCACCUAGACUUCACAUCGAUCUUCCCUCAAAGAGAGAGAGAGAGAGAGAGAGAGAGAGAGAGAGAGAAAGAGAGAUAGAUAGAGAUAAAGAGAAAGAGAGAGAGAGAGGGUGGUAUACAGGAAGGACACGAUAGCUCGAUGAAAUGUAUGUCCUUGUUUUUUUCGAAAAAUAAGUCGCUUCUAUCGCUAAAGAACGUUUCGUUCGAGCACGACGCUUGACGUCGGAUCGACGCAUGCGUUUUUCCAACAGCGCUUUUACCCUUCGAGGAAUUAUCUUGGCCGUGAAUCGGCCAGUCUUCGACGAACAUCCUGAGUUCGACCGUGACAUCGGCAGAGAUACAGAUUCUCUCGCGAGUGAUCCUCGUGAUCGGGCUUUAGAUCGAACAUCGAUCGGCAGUGUUGAAGCAUCACAUGGACGUUAAAACAGCAAACUUAUCGACACAUCUAUCGAACGAAAUUCUUCAAUGGGAAAACUCCCGAAGGUUAUCCCUUAACGACUGAGGAUCGACACGAAUAUUAGCACGAAUUGGGAAUAAUUUCAAGGACGAUUCGUUAACGUUUGGCAAAUCUCGAAUCACGAUGUAUUCGAAGAGGACGUCCGAGAAAAAUUCCAUUCGCGUUUGAGCUCCAUAAAAAGAUUUUUGUUUAAUCGAGCGACGAAGCGAGUGGAGCGUGUGCGUGCGUUUCCUUGGCUCAAUAAUCGAGAUGGAUAGAGGAGAGGAAAGAUGGAUGGAUGGAUGGAUAAAUGGAUAAAGAAGGCACAUGUGAUACGAAUUUUCUCAAAUUCUUAUUUUCGAUCAUCCGACCGUUUAAAAAUUUAUGAGAAAAUGAUAUUGGUGUGUAAAAAGAAACGUGAUAGGAUAUUCAACAAUGUGAUCGAAGGAUCUAGAAGGUUACACGUGCUAGAAAAAAAAAUGACUCGGUGUAACCUGUGAAGAGAUAAAAAUAAAGAGAGAGAGAGAGAGAGAGAGAGAGAGAGAGAAAUAGACAAAUAGAGUACAAAAGGGAUGAUGAGAGUGGUGGGAAAAGGGAAGAGUGGGGAUCGGAAGGAAGGAUGCUCGGAGCCAGUUAUGGUGGCGAACGAAGCCGAAUGGUGUUGGUGGGGUCGAAAGGUGGCGCAGUCAUUUAUGGUCGCACCGUGUAAGCUCGCACACCUGCGAUCGGAUAUCGAAAGGAGUAACGAAAGUACGCCGACAUUGUGCUGUCGUUGAACACGUUUGAAUUUAAAUAGGAUUUGAAACGAAGAAAAAGUAUCUUCGAACGUUAAAAGAAAAUGAAGGAAAUAAAUAUAUUGUGAAAUUAAUAUUAAUAUUAAUUAUUCGAUGACAAAUACAUAGGAAGAUGUUUUUUUUUUUUUUUUCUUUCAUCUUCAAGAGGAAUAGGAUACGAUGAGAAAGUGUCGAAGAUCUACGAGGAUAAGGACAUAGGAUUUCGAUAAAAUAAUGAAAGAGAAUAAAAUAAAAAUAAAAUAAUAUAAUAUAAAGAUAGGAGAUUGAAAUUGAAGAAUUACGAGGGAAUUCUUUUGUUUAUGCUGUUAUUAUUAAAAAUAUGUCGUGAAAAGCAAAGGAUACUACAAGAUGAGUUCUUUGCGAAGAACGACGAAUCAGUCGACCAGAGAGGGAGCUACUUCGAGACGGCACGCUUUAUCGGGGGUUAGCACCAAGAGCGUGAGGAAUCUUCUUCACAGUGGUACCGCACCUGGUUCACCUCUUCGUUUGAGAUCCAAGUAUGAGCUAAGGAGCAUCAGCUUCGAGGGUAGCAAAGUCUUACCAUGGACCACCAGAUCCACGACCGAUGCGAUAUCGAGGAGAGGUGUCCUGUCGAGACGAUGCUAUGGAAGCGUCGAGAUGUUGCCACAAAUCGAACAGGACGGCUCCGACAAUGGGAGAAGAUUUCGAGUGGAGAACGGAGAUUCUCCAGGCGAAAAAGAGGAAAUGUUCGGAUCUCCGAAUAUACCGAUAUUGGAAAAUCCCGAGUAUCAAACACGUUGGUACUUUAAAUACUUUCUAGGAAAGCCUUUCCUUUACACCAUAAUCGUAACCAUCUCCCGAAUCGUAAUCAUCCUUGUUAUAGUGCAUCAAAAUUACGUGGCAUCGGAUCAUGAAAGGAAUCCACUCUUUCUCUCAGUGGUGAUGAGCGAGGGUGGCGAUCAAUGCGUAUCGCAUUACAGAGUUAUUUUAUGGAGACGAACGGGCGCUCAAAAGAUAUCUCUGCCAUUUUCGGCAAACAAGACGAUGACCAUCAGGCAAAUCCUGAGACGCUCGAUUUGCAUUUUCUCCAGCAACUUCUUCGGCCUGGAAAAACUCGACAAGGCACCACGCGAAGUUUUGUCUCCUGAGAUACAAAAGGAUUUACUAUUACUGGAAGAACAAGAAGGAUCCGUCAAUUUCAAGUUCGGUGUUAUAUACGCGAAGGAGGGUCAGACAACCGACGACGAGAUGUUAUCGAACGAAAGUGGCAGCCCCGGUUUCGAGAAGUUCCUCGAUAUUCUCGGUGAGAAGAUACGACUCAGAGGUUGGGACAAGUACCGAGGCGGCCUGGAUGUUAAAGGUGACAUGACCGGAAGAGAAAGCGUUUAUACGAUAUAUGCUGGUCACGAAGUGAUGUACCACGUCAGCACAAUGCUUCCUUAUUCGAAGGACAAUCCGCAACAGCUCGAGAGAAAAAGGCAUAUUGGUAAUGACAUCGUCAACAUCAUUUAUACGGAUGAUCCAGCAGCCGUGGAUAGUUUCAAUCCUAAUUGCAUAAGGAGUCAAUUCACUCACGUAUUUGCUGUGGUAUCAGCGUUAGGACUCCUUAAAGGUUGGCGAGUUGCCAUUUAUUGCGACGAAACGGUUCCUCUUUUUGGUCCAAGUCUUCCGUGUCCACCAAUAUUCGACGAUCCUUAUCAUUUGCGAGAAUUCCUUCUAGUCAAACUUAUCAAUGGCGAGAAAGCAACCUUUAACACGCCAACCUUUUCUAGAAAAAGAGAAAGAACUCUGGAUGCUCUAUUGCGUGAUAUGUAUCAGGAACAUGCGCAAGAUGGCAAGAGCAACGUGAGUCUUCAGCGUGAUCUUCUGUUAAACAGCAUGUUGAAUCGUCGUGCAUUUUCUGACGUUGUUGAAGCACCUGGUCGACGACGAGAAGAAACUCGAUCUGUAGAAAUGGUCCGCGUUGGUCAGGCUGUUAAAUUGGAAGCGAUAGUUCGCGGUCUGGCACCAACUUCUCUAGCCACAGUUGGCCCGUUGAAACCAAGACCUUGGGAACCGAGAUGUAUUUAUCCAGAUUUCCCUCACGUCGUAAUUUGCGGUGACGUUUGGUCGGAGAAUAGGAUGAUACUUGCGACGGAAAAUGGAACUUUUCUGGUCGAAGAGGGUCUAUCUCACAGAAUGAUUUUCGAUGAGUCAGUUCAAAUCAAACAACUCGACGUGGUAGAGCAACACGGUAUUCUUCUCUUUCGCGGAAUCGAUAAAGGCAAAGAAAGCGUAUACGUUUUUCGUUUGCGUGAAUUCGAUUACGAUUCGGCUUUGAGUGGAAAAACAUACAAAUUCCCGGAAUUCUUUAACAAUCGUGACGACGAAGACGAGGGAGACGAGCACGACGAAGAAACGGAAGAGAACGGUGAGAACGAGGAUGAUUAUAAGGAUGGCGAGAUCGAGGAAGAAGAUUCCGAGACGAUUUAUCGAGAAAAUUUUAAAUUCAAAUCAUCUUUACGUUCUCGAGCACGGACACACCUUCGACCACCCGCGGUUAGAAGUCGAGCACAUAUUAAGGAUAGAAAAUUGGCUCGUACUCGUGGUUGCCAUCUCUACAGUAUCACCAGGCAAGGUGGCUCGCACUUGCGAAUGUGUGCGGCCGUUGGACGACGUUUGACGGUCCUCCAAUGGAAACAUAAUGCAGCUUGGACAGCUUGGUGCUCUUCCGCAGACACCGACACGAUCGAAGGUUUCUUAUUGCUCAAAGAAUUUACAGCUAGCGAAAGCCCAAUCCUUAUUACGAUGAUAGAGAGCACCGAGAUCGGGAACGAAUGGAUGCUGUGUUGCGGUGCACGCCAUCAUUAUGAACUCUUCACGGCGUCCGGAAGUUCACGAAUAGUUCACGUCGAAACGAACAAACCGCACAUAGUCGCAGCGAUCGAUCUGCGCGAGGAUGAGGAACCAGAACUAUUGCUCUGUUAUAACAAUAUGUGUCACUUUCAAAAGUGCUCGGAAGAGAGUACUGCUCCUACGGACUUUGAUUUCAAAUGGAAUUCAGUGCCAAUUGCGAUAGCUUGUGCUUUUCCUUACGUGAUAGCGUUCACCGCUGACACAAUGGAAAUUCGUUUGAUAAUAAAUGGAAAUCUUGUACAUACAAUCGCCAUGCCGAAUCUUUGUUUGAUAACCUCGAAAAGAGAUAUAUUUUUUGCCACAACCGCACCAGAAUUUCUAUCUGGUAAAUGCGAACGUAUUCGUCUUGAUUCGAAACCUACUGACAAAGAGGAACAAGCAAGUAGUCCACCACCAACAACGCAAUCUUCCUCCUCGUCUCGAUCAAACUCACAAAAUAAUCAUAGCGAUUGGAAACCAAUAAGAAUCUAUAGAAUACCAUUACAAACUCUCUCGCGAAAUAUAACGUCAAAUUGUAGCCAAAGAUGUCCGAGUCCAGUGGAACCAGAAAUUGUUUCUGCCUCAUUGACGAGCGGGGAAAAUAAUUUUUUGAGCGUAGAUUCACCAAGAAUCUUAAGCAGAUCUUGCAAUAGCAGCCCGACACCACCAAGUGUCGCUGAAGAUCUGAUUCCUACCGUGUGUAGAAAAUAGAAAAAAAAUGAGAGAGAGAGAGAGAGAGAGAGAGAGAGAGAGAGAGCGAGAGAGAGAAUGAGAGAAUGAGAGAGAAAUGGAGACAAAGAGACACGUUAACUUUCUCCUAAACUAAUUCAUAAUUGUGUUGCCAUUUUUUUAUUGGAUUCGUACUCCAUAGUGCGGAUGGAUAGUAGGUACCUGACGCUCGUGCCUCUACAGGAUUAAGAUUUAACAGAAGCAAACGCACGAUCCUGUCGUUGCUAUGUUUCGCGAUAUAAAGGCAUUUAGUACGUGUAUGAUCGAUCGUUACUCACGAUCUCUAUUUUCCUCCCCCUUUUGUUUUUUUUUUGUUUUUCUGUCGUCGAAAUUUUUGGAUCGAUCUAAAUUUAUAGAAAGAAAAAUAUUCGGCCUAGAAAUUUCUAUGUCAAUGCUCGAUCGAUAAAUCAAGAUUUCAAGUGUCAUCUAGCGGUGAUUCUCUCGUACUAACUUUGCGAAUAAUUCUCUGACGAUACGAUAGACGACAUCGAUCAAAACGAGUAUGAAAACGAAUGAGAAUUUCUAAUUUGGGGCAUCGAUAUUUUUGACGUACGAUCUAUCUGACGUGUACUCGAUGUCUUUCUUGCCUCCUUGAUACGUAUUCUACAUAGAUAGAUGCAUACCUUAUCUACUAUAUGACAGACAUACAGGAGGAAAGGUCGAUAACAUUGUGGCUCAUCGUAGAGGUUAGGGGUGAGCAAAUGCCAAGAACCGAGGAGUAUGAAAUACGCAAAGGAAUGGUCGUUUUGCCGUAUCUUCCGAGAGCAUAAUAGCUUAUCUAAUUGAUUAACAAUAAAUUUUUUUUUAAUUCUCAACGAGAGACGAUACCAAAGCACAAUCUCGAUUUUUUGAUAAUACGCGGAAAUGGAUAUUGCAUAUGAAGGAUCUUUUUUUUUUCUCAAUUAUAUCUUUUUUUUUUUUUUAUAUUUACAAGUAUGCAUGCUUCUUCUUGUGAUCGCGUAUGCAAGUUACGAAGGAAGAUUUGCGAGCGUGUUCACUCUCCUAAUCGUUUCGAUCGAACCGAUGACACUGUACGCAGCAGCGAGCAUGGUUGCGACAAUGGCGUAGAAUUAAAAAUGAUUUUGUCGAAGUACUCUUUUGUUUCUUCUUCUUCUUCUUUUCUUUUCUUUUUUGUUUUGUUUUGUUCUGUUUUUUUUUUUUUUUUUUUUUUUUUUUUUUUUUUUUUUUUUUUUUUUAAUUCUUUCUUUUGUUCUUCCGUUGUUGAAUAUUGUCGAGCCGAUGGCAAUUUUGUUUGCGAGCCAUUGUUGCAGUAGGUAGAUGAACGAGACGAAUACACGAGGUGUACGGUCAUGAUUAUCGAUUAUUCACGGUAUAACCAGCUUGUUCUGGGGGCUGUGACGCAUUCGCGAUCGAAUUUCACCGAUCGUAGCACAACGCCGCUACAUGCGUGAAGUUCUGCAGACGAUGUAAUUCUGCAUACUCUUCCUUCCUUCCUUCCUUCCUUCGACGAAAAAGAGAGAGCGAGAGAGAGAGAGAGAGAGAGAGAGAGAGAGAGAGGCAGAAUUUAACGUGUGUGUAUGUGUGUGUGUAUAUACGAAAGCAUGAAAUAAAGUGUACCUUAUCGUUGCAAUGUUUGCACCAAAAACUUA
Messenger RNA from Vespa velutina, 6794 nucleotides. RefSeq names its product GTPase-activating Rap/Ran-GAP domain-like protein 3. The transcript is spliced from 19 exons. The coding region runs from base 1969 to 5166 and encodes 1065 amino acids. The record is from RefSeq and is a predicted model, not a curated record. Gene Ontology annotation, biological process: regulation of small GTPase mediated signal transduction; activation of GTPase activity. NCBI's taxonomy places the organism in Eukaryota, Metazoa, Arthropoda, Insecta, Hymenoptera, Vespidae. Gene Ontology annotation, cellular component: cytoplasm. Gene Ontology annotation, molecular function: GTPase activator activity.